AUGGCCGCCAUUAUCAUGACGUUCAUUAUGCUUUGGCAUGUGCACUCAAAAUACACAGCUGUUGGGCGUAAGGAAAUUCUUUUUUUUCUUUAUACAUAUUGUGUAUCUGAGUUCCUUGUGAUGUUCCUCGACUCGGCAGUAAUUCCCACUCAUACAGGCGCAUAUUUAUGGGUCACGUCUAUCUACAUUGGAUUAAAGUCGGGCCUUUUUUGGAUUCUGAUGUUGAAUGGCUUCAUUGGCUUCCAGUUCUUUGAAGACGGAACACUUUGGUCGCUCCUGUCUUUGUACAUUAGCUCCUUCAUCAUAUGGCUCAUCGCAUUCCUGGUCUCUUCGCAAACCUUUACCAACAGUAUCAAUGGUACAGGUGGUCUAUGGUUCUUUGAAUUUGCAUUCCCGAUCAUCAUGGUUGCGAUCUAUGUGAUCUCGCAAGUGAUUCUUGUGCUUCGCACCCUAGACGAACUUUGGCCCAUCAAUGACAUUGUCUUGGGAUGCUUGGCCUUCACUGCUGGCCUUAUUCUCCAGUACGGCUUCAACAAUCAAAUUUGCAAAAGCGUUAAGCACUACAUCGAUGGCACAUUCUUUGGCACUCUGUGCUCCUUGUUGGCAGUCAUGAUGGUCUACAAGUUUUGGGACUCAAUCACGAAGGAAGACCUCGAAUUUAGUGUGGGCGCACGUCAUUCCAAUUGGGAUGCCAAAGAUCUUUCGUCCAUGGGCACAGAUUUCGACAGCACAUUCCAAUCGCGCGCGAACUCUCGCACCUUCGAUAACUCGCGGACUCCAUCGCCGUAUGACCACAAGGAAGCGAUGCAAUCCCAGUUUGGACUGAGUGUGAGGCGCCACUCCUCGGGUGACAGUUUCGUCAUCCCGAGGUGA
This is a messenger RNA of Malassezia globosa CBS 7966, 873 nucleotides long. RefSeq lists its product as uncharacterized. Gene Ontology annotation, biological process: protein folding. The coding region runs from base 1 to 873 and encodes 290 amino acids. Gene Ontology annotation, cellular component: endoplasmic reticulum membrane. The transcript has a single exon. The record is from RefSeq and is a predicted model, not a curated record. NCBI's taxonomy places the organism in Eukaryota, Fungi, Basidiomycota, Malasseziomycetes, Malasseziales, Malasseziaceae.